AUGGCUUCAUUUCGUUGCUCGACGACACUUCUUGGUACAUUAACAGCGAUCCUGUAUUAUCGCUAUAUUAUUGUAUCACUCAUACUUGUAUUACGGAUCGUUGAUGCGGUAACAUGUCCAUCUGAAUCAUCCAGUUCCGGUGUUAGCAGUAGUAGCAGUAGUAGCAGUGGUUUGAAUAAACCAAAAUCGAUCACCAAACGUAAAGUAUGUCCAGAUUUUAAGGAUAAUGAAGAUGAGAAAUAUUGCUGUCCAUCUCAUAUUAUCCCAGGAAGUUACUACUGCUGCUCACAGGAGCACCUCUAUAAAAUCGAAGCCGAGCAGGCAGCGGAAAUUAGGCGACAGUUCAUCAAGAAGAAUGUUACUUGGUUUGCUGAUGUUCAUGCUGUUGCUGCUGCUUUUGGUGACGAUGGUGGUGCUAACCUAGCGUGA
This is a messenger RNA of Cercopithifilaria johnstoni, 429 nucleotides long. The record is from the annotation of a GenBank genome assembly. Lineage: Eukaryota; Metazoa; Nematoda; Chromadorea; Rhabditida; Onchocercidae.